Molecule: messenger RNA, 2517 nt
Organism: Colletes gigas
Lineage: Eukaryota; Metazoa; Arthropoda; Insecta; Hymenoptera; Colletidae
Gene: Ssrp
Product: FACT complex subunit Ssrp1
Exons: 15
Coding region: 228-2504 (758 amino acids)
Cellular component (GO): FACT complex; nucleus
Molecular function (GO): nucleosome binding; DNA binding; histone binding
Source: RefSeq, a predicted model, not a curated record
UUUCUCCUAGUGGUGGAAAAAUUAAACGGGCUGUUGCAUGCUGUGCAGUCAGCAGUACACGAAAAGUAUAACUUAGUUUACUUACCUCUUGGGUUUAUUCUAACUUCUCUUUGUUUUCAUAUUGAAGAAAAAGCGGCUGGAAAGGAACGUUGAUUCCAAAGUUAUGUGUUUAGUCUUUAGACUCUAAAGGAAGAUAGUGAAGAAAUAAUUUUGAAACGAAUUCGAAGAUGGAUUUCUUAGAAUAUCCCGAUGUAAUUGCAGAAGUCAAAGGAGCUAUGACUCCUGGACGAUUGAAAUUAACCGAUCAACAUCUAAUUUUUAAAAAUCAGAAGACAGGCAAAGUAGAACAAAUUUCAGCGUCUGAUAUGGAAAUGGUAAAUUAUCAGAAAUUCAUAGGUACCUGGGGUUUACGGAUAUUUCUUAAGAAUGGAACUUUACAUAGGUUUCGUGGCUUCAAGGAUACAGACCAGGAAAAGAUUGCAAAAUUCUUUGCACAAAAUUACAAGAAAGAUAUGUUAGAAAAAGAACUCAGUUUAAAAGGUUGGAAUUGGGGCACAGCUAGGUUCAAUGGUUCUGUUUUAAGUUUUGACGUUGGUCAUCAUACAGCUUUUGAAAUUCCACUUUAUGAUGUUUCUCAAUGUAAUACUGGAAAGAACGAAGUUACGCUGGAAUUUCAUCAGAAUGACGAUGCUCCCGUAAGUUUAAUGGAAAUGAGAUUCCAUAUUCCAAUUAGCGACAGCGUAGAUCAGGAUCCAGUAGAAGCGUUUCAUCAACAAGUCAUGGACAAAGCUUCUGUUAUUAGCGUCAGCGGAGAUGCUAUUGCUAUAUUUCGAGAAAUUCAAUGUCUUACACCUCGUGGCCGUUACGAUAUCAAAAUAUUUCAGUCAUUCUUUCAAUUGCACGGUAAAACUUUCGAUUACAAAAUUCCAAUGUCAACAGUUUUGAGGCUUUUCCUUCUACCGCACAAGGAUAGCAGGCAGAUGUAUUUUGUGGUCAGUUUAGAUCCGCCUAUCAAACAGGGUCAAACUCGUUAUCACUACUUGGUGUUAUUGUUCAGUCAAGAAGAAGAAACAUCUAUUGAAUUACCUUUCUCCGAGAAAGAAUUGAAAGAAAAGUAUGAAGAUAAAUUGCCGAAAGAGUUGUCGGGACCAACUUACGAGGUGUUGGGGAAGGUAAUGAAAGUAAUAAUUAAUAGGAAAAUUACUGGACCGGGAAAUUUCAUGAGUCACUCUGGAGCACUUGCAAUCAGUUGUUCCUUCAAAGCAGCUGCAGGUCACUUAUAUCCUCUAGAAAGAGGUUUCAUUUAUGUUCACAAACCUCCGAUUCACAUACGUUUUGAAGAAAUAGCAUCUGUAAAUUUUGCACGCGGUGGAGGCUCGACCAGAUCGUUUGAUUUUGAAAUUGAAUUGACCAGUGGUGUGGUUCACACAUUCAGUAGUAUUGAAAAAGAAGAGUACGGAAAACUUUUCGAUUUUAUUACGUCGAAGAAACUCCGUGUUAAAAAUAGAGGCAAGAGCGAUAAAUUGAGUUACGAUAAUGACUUUGGAAACAGUGACCAAGAAGACGAACCGGAUGCUUACUUGGCAAGAGUUAAAGCCGAAGCACAAGAACGGGCUGCGGAAGAUAACCAGGAUUCCGAAGAGGAAUCUACCGAUGAAGAUUUCAAUCCUAAUCAAGAUGAGAGUGACGUGGCAGAGGAAUAUGACAGUAAUCCCAAUACUUCGGAAAGUGAAAAUGAUUCUGAUGCUUCUGGAAAGAGUCAAAAGAAAGAGAAGAAAGAGAAGAAGAAAUCGAAAUCUGCAAAAACGGUGUCAGAGAAGCCUAGAAAAUCCAGAAAGCAAAAGAAAGAAAAGGACGAGAAUAAACCCAAGAGACCGCCAACUGCUUUCAUGAUUUGGUUGAAUAGUACUCGAGAGAAAAUUAAAGCAGAUAAUCCUGGAAUUGCGGUUACAGAGAUUGCCAAGAAAGGAGGAGAAAUGUGGAGAGAGCUAAAGGAUAAAUCUGAAUGGGAGGAAAAAGCAGCAAAGGCAAAAAAAGAGUAUGCAAUUUCGAUAAAAGAGUACAAAGCCAGUGGUGGAGGUAGCCAAACCAACGAUAAGAAAGAAAAAGUUGAUAAGAAAAAGAAAGAGAUAAAGAAAGAAUCUCCUAGUAAACUUCUACCAAAAAGCAGUUUCAAAAGUAAAGAGUAUAUUAGCGAAGAUGAAAGUAGUAGCGAUGAAAAUAGCAAGAAAUCAGGGAAAAAACGCUCUGAUGAUGACAGCGAAGAAGAAAAGGAGGAGAAGAAGAAAGGGGACAAACGUAGCGCGAAAUUAGAAAAACGACGUUCUGAUGAAGAUAGUGAAGAAGAUAAGGAAAAGAAAAAAGGAGAUAAACGUAGUGCGGAUGAUAAUGAUGACAAAGUAACAAAGAAAACAAAAAAAACCGAGUCUGAUGAGGGCAGUGAAGAAGAACCUAUUGAAAGCACUCCACCAUCUAGUGAUGUAGAAUCUAAGGAUAGUGACUAACUACAAAUAAACA